Messenger RNA from Urocitellus parryii (Arctic ground squirrel), 1859 nucleotides. RefSeq names its product phospholipid transfer protein (gene Pltp). Gene Ontology annotation, molecular function: ceramide transfer activity; phosphatidic acid transfer activity; phosphatidylethanolamine transfer activity. NCBI's taxonomy places the organism in Eukaryota, Metazoa, Chordata, Mammalia, Rodentia, Sciuridae. Gene Ontology annotation, biological process: phospholipid transport; ceramide transport; high-density lipoprotein particle remodeling. The record is from RefSeq and is a predicted model, not a curated record.
CCCUCUUGCGGGGCUUCAGUCCCCCACUUGUCUCGACAGCAACCGAACUUGUCACGGGGCUCGGUUCAACCCUCUCCACCCUCCCGGCUGCCAGCGUCCCGCCCCGUCCCCUCCCAGCCCCCAGGGAGGAGGGGAGUGCUGCAGCGAGGAGGGGGGUCGCGGAGGCCAGGCUUUAUAAAGGCGCUGGAAGAGCGCUGCCCGCCAGACCCUGCCGCACGGAUCCGAGCGCUGCCCGCCGCCCCACGCGACCGCGCCGUGCCCCAGCUCCACCGCUUAGCCCGCUGGCCAUGGCCCUGUUGGGGGCCCUCUUCCUAGCGCUGCUGGCAGGCGCCCGCGCGGAGCUCCCGGGCUGCAAGAUCCGCGUCACCUCCAAGGCGCUGGAACUGGUGAAGCAGGAAGGGCUGCGCUUUCUGGAGCAAGAGCUGGAGACCAUCACUAUUCCCGACCUGCGGGGCCAAGAGGGACACUUCUAYUACAACAUCUCCGAGGUGAGGGUCACGGAACUGCAGCUGACGUCCUCUGAGCUCCACUUCCAGCCCGAGCAGGAGCUUAUGCUACAAAUCACCAACGCCUCCUUGGGGCUGCGCUUUCGGAGACAGCUUCUCUACUGGUUCUUCUAUGAUGGAGGCUACAUCAAUGCCUCUGCGGAGGGUGUGUCCAUCCACACGGGUCUGCAGCUCUCCCAGGAUUCCUCUGGUCGGAUGAAAGUGUCCAAUGUCUCCUGCCAGGCUUCUGUCUCCAGAAUGCAUAUGGUCUUCAGCGGAACCUUCAAGAAGGUGUAUGAAUUUCUGUCUACGUUCAUCACCUCCGGGAUGCGCUUCCUCCUCAACCAGCAGAUCUGCCCUGUGCUCUACCAUGCGGGAAUGGUCUUGCUCAACUCCCUCCUGGACACUGUGCCUGUGCGCAGUUCUGUGGAUGAGCUUGUGGGCAUCGACUAUUCCCUGCUGAAGGAUCCUGUGGUCUCAACCAGCAAUCURGACAUGGAAUUCCGGGGAGCAUUCUUCCCCUUGGCCGAGGGGAACUGGAGCCUCCUGAACCAGGCGGUGGAGCCCCAGCUGCAGGAGGAGGAGCGGAUGGUGUACGUGGCCUUCUCCGAGUUCUUCUUUGACUCUGCCAUGGAGAGCUACUUCCGGGCGGGGGCCUUGCAGCUGUCCCUGGUGGGAGAUAAGGUGCCCCACGAUCUGGACAUGCUGCUCAGGGCCACCUACUUUGGGAGCAUCGUCCUUCUGAGCCCUGCAGUGAUUGACUCCCCGCUGAAGCUGGAGCUGCAGGCCAUGGCCCCCCCACGCUGCACCAUCAAGCCCUCGGGCACUACCAUCUCCGUCACAGCCAGUGUCACCAUCGCCCUGGUCCCACCCAACCAGCCCGAGGUCCAGCUCUCCAGCAUGAUCAUGGACGCCCGAUUUAAUGCCAAGAUGACACUCCGGGGCAAGGCUCUGCGCACACACCUGGACCUGCGCAAGUUCCGAAUCUACUCGAACCAGUCUGCACUGGAGUCCCUGGCACUGAUCCCGCUCCAGACCCCUCUGAAGGCCAUGCUGCAGGUCGGGGUGAUGCCCAUGCUCAACCAACGGACCUGGCGUGGGGUCCAGAUCCCCCUACCCGAGGGCAUCAACUUUGUUCGUGAGGUGGUGAAGAACCAUGCGGGCUUCCUCACCAUUGGCGCUGACCUCCACUUCGCUAAAGGGCUGCGAGAGGUGAUCAACAAGAACCGGCCUGCCAACGCCAGGGACCCCCAGGCGUCCAGUGCUCCUCCGUCCAAGGCCAGGGACCCCCAGGCGUCCAGUGCCCCUCCAUCCUCCACAGCAGCUGUUGCAGCCCCACCCCCACCCUAGUAGCUUCCGCUGGGGACCCCACCC